Messenger RNA from Stylonychia lemnae, 372 nucleotides. The record is from the annotation of a GenBank genome assembly. Lineage: Eukaryota; Ciliophora; Spirotrichea; Sporadotrichida; Oxytrichidae.
AUGCUUUAUUAACUUCAUCUAAUUUUGUACAUAUCAUGCAAUUCUACUAUAUUCAACUAGAACAACUUAAAAUAUGAUUACUAUUUAGGAAGUGGCUCGAUGGUAAUAGAUUUCUUGAGUGAUAAAUUCUGGGGAUUAUGCAGACCAGCAUUUGAAGGAAAACCAGUAAAUUUACGUAGUUUCAUAUCAUUCAAUAAUAUAACAAACACUUAUUUGAUUUCGAUUGAAUCAAACUUCACAUUUUUCCCAGAUAAUGAUCCUCUCGAAUUGUAUAGGCAGUUCUCAUUUGAAAUAAAUGUAGACCUCAAGGAUGGUUCUGAAUCUGAUUAUCCUGCUUUUUGGAGUUUAUUUGUAUAUAAGGAAGAAAAUUGA